CCGCUGGUUCGUUCGUUGGUCUGUCGUAGGAAGGACACCACUUACGCGUACACUCUCAGAACACCACACACACACACACACACAGCGAGAGCCAGCAUCCCUCUCCGCUCUCUCUAAAACACUCACUCUCACAUGAGAAGGGAAAAAUCUCUCGUGUGAAUGCGCACGUCAUACGCCCACGCAUCACACGCAUCACACGCAUCCAUCCAUUCGGUAUCUACCCUGUGCUGUCUGUCUAGGAGGAUUCGCUGCCUGAAGCAACGGGAGCCGGCUCUUGGCUGGUUGAUGCGGCUGUGGCAGGUUCGCCCAGCUUGGACUCCUUCUCCUGAAGCUCCUUGGCUGCACACACACACACACACACACACACAGGCAGACAGAAAGAGAGGACGGAGAGACGCAUUGAUGGAUGGAUGGAUGGACGCGUGGGCGUGCAUUUGCUCACCGCGCGCUUCGAGUUUUUCGGCGAGGUCUUUCUUGCGGCGGAUCUCCAUCUCUUUGAAGACCUUCUGGACCUGAGGUCGAUCAUCAGACAGACAGACAGACAGAUGGCACCAUGGCACACAUCGUGUUUAUGGUAUGGAGGAGUGGGUGGUUACCUCUCUGAGCCGUUGCAGGUUGGCCGACCACACCGUGUAAUCGGUAAAGCACUUCCUGUGAUGUGUCACAUCACACACGCACACACUGACUGUGAGCACACAGUCUAAGUGUGUCUGUCUGUCUGUCUGUCCGUGACGAGCGACUUACUUUGGUCCGCCGAAUUUGUAGUUGCAGUCGAGAGCGCUCAUCCACUCGGUAACGGACUCUGAUUGUUCGACGCCAUGAGGCACACAGACAUGCCAUCCAUCUCUCUCUCUCUCUCUCCCUCCCUCCCUCUGUGUGUGGCUUUGUGUGUGGCUUUGUGCGCACCCUGUGUCACUUCGGUGUUGGCCAUCUCCAUCAUUGUGUACAGGCCCCUAAAUGACGCACACACAGACUCAGGUGGGUGGAUGCACGGGGCUUGGCUUGAGUGCGGUAGGUAGAGUCACUUAAGUCACUUACACGCCCCAGACGCGGUUGUACAGCCACAAGGGAUUCGCCUUGAUCGACUCAAUCGUCCCCUGACAACACACACCACACACAACAGACACACACACCGUGUUGUAUACUCGUUGUGGGCGGGGUGGAUGGAAUCACGUCAACUCACUCACCUCAAUGCCCUUGUCGCCAGGCUUGGCCGCAUUGAAGGCCGAGAGUAUCUCUGAAGAGCCCCCCUUGCCUAUCCCACACAAAGAGAGAGGGAGAGACCUUCUGCGUGUAUGCGUGCGUGUGCGCCUGUGUAUCGGCACGUGACGUACGUACCUGUGACCCAUUCUUUGAGCUUCUGGGCGUCUCCGCGCAUCUUACUGGGGUCCUGUCCAGCACAUGUAGGGACACACAGACGAGACGCCCAUACACCACCAUGAGUCCAUGCGGACCUCUGUACACCCGUCCUCCCACCCACUCACUUCAUCAACCGCCUUUGCAAGGCAGUCGAAGAGCCGCUGCUUCUCUGACUCUCCUGGUGGGUAGCCAUCCUUCACACACGGACACACAGACACACCGACACAAGCACAUGUGUGUAUUGGGCAUCUGAGGUGUUGGUUGUGCGAGCGGCCGGGCUUACUGUCAGCCUGUCGAAUACUGUCGCGAAGCCCAGUGCAAAGAUGGGAUCUACACACAGCACGCACACACACAUAGACGGGCAGACACACAGACGAACACGCACACGAGAGCGCGCCGAAAGGCAGACACAGACAUGCGCAGCUAUGGAAUGAGUGAGUCACUGACCGUAUGUGAAACGGACGUCGACUUUGGCGAAGUGCGCUGCAGUGAGGAGCUCGUCGACCACACGGCGGUAGGGCUCCAUGAUGGGAAUGGCGCCCCACAAAGAGUAAAAGGCUGCACACAUAUAUGGAGAGAAAGAAUCGACAUUUGUAAGUUCUUCAGCGCAGUGAAUCUCUUUCCCUCUCUGUUUGUUCGUCUAUCUGUCUGUCUGUCUGUCUGUCUGUCUGACGAGGCUGCGCGCACCUCUCGUCGAGUCAGAGAGGGUCUUGGCCUGAACGUCGACGAACACGCACACACACAUGACAUGUGCUCUCCCUCCCUGUGUAUGUUGUCAUGUCGAUGUGCGCAGGGAUUGUUUACCUUGGUGGCCGCCCCUGCCUGGUUCUUGAGCACCUGUGUUGAGCAGUCAGGUACACACACACGAUUGUGUCAUAACAUAAGACAGAUCUGACGGGCAGUGGGUGCAUCCAUGACCUGCAGAUCGAUGUCCUUUUCUGCGAGCAUUGUCACUGCCUGCGCACGCACCAACACACACGCACAAUAGGAGCCUCUAUUCUCCUUUGUCUGCACGCACCUGCUGCCUCCUAAGACUGCUCCCCCUGUGUGUGUGAGGGCUGACGGUCCUCAUCCCACUGUGAUAAGGCGAUGUGCCCGUGAUGAGCGCAUGGGCAAGCCGCGUCCACGCGCACACAGCCAUCAGUACUAGAAGGGCUUGCUUCAUUUCGCAGACAGAGGAAGAUCUGCCUCAGAUCGACCUGCCUGAGUGCGCCCUUUGCACAGCAGGGAACACGCAAAGGAGAUGCAGGCAAGAUCUGUC
Molecule: messenger RNA, 2620 nt
Organism: Vitrella brassicaformis
Lineage: Eukaryota; Vitrellaceae
Source: the annotation of a GenBank genome assembly